ACUUAUUCAGAGACGUACAUACAUAACCUACAACCAAAACAAACUAUAAUGAUUUUUAUUAUUUUAAAAGUAUAAACAUUUGCUAUCAAAUUUUCUAAACAUGUUAGCUAUUACCCGUGCAAUCGCUACUUCAAGUACGAAAUCAUCUCAAUUUAGAUAUACCAUUGUACAAGGAAGGAAUAAAAGUAAAACACACUGGGCUGUACUAAAAAGAAAAACCAGUGCAAAAUAUAAAGCACAAAACCAUUUCGACGAUUUCUAUGGAUCUGUAUUUGGAAAAAAAUGGGAACCUAUAAAAAAAGCAAUGCUACGGCGACCUAAAUAUGUAGCUGUUGUGAACAACUACGGCGAUACUGAAGAAACAGCUGAAUAUCUUACAAAUAGAGGUGCACACUGUCUCAAAAAUCUCAUGUCAAUUCAACAAGAAUUCAACACCCAAUACAAUCCAACACCUGAAGCAGCUACAAGUGCUGAACCUGACGAUAAACUGCAGUCCUAUAUAAAUAAAGUACAAUCAGAUGAUAUUGCCGACAUAUACCCACAGACAGGAGAGUUACCUGACAAGUUGGAUCAUGGCAAUUUAAUAUUAAAUUCUACAGAAUAUUUGUUGACAAAUAAAGUAGAUGUGCAAGCACAGAAUAAUUCUAUAAACAUAUCAACACCAAAGUCCCCAAUUGAUGAGUCUCGUAUCAUAGACCCAUCUUUAGGUAUGUCUACUGCUGAAGCUCUCUACCAGUACAUACCAGCCACUAAGCUCAAAGGCAUGGAUGAUUGGCUACCAGAAUCAUUACAUUACUCAUUUGUGUCAACUAAUAAAGAUUUUCCGCUGGUGAUAGAUGAAGAAACAGAAUUUAAAUUUCCUGAACAUUUGAAAGUGUACACCUAUGAAAUGGAAAGUGAAUUCACCAUGUUUCCAGAACCAAGAAGAUGUAAAACAGGUGUUAUGAACUACUACCCGCUAGACUGUGGCAGUGUGCUGGCUGUUUUGGCUUUGUGCUUAUCACCCGGAGACCGCGUGCUGGAUCUUUGCUCGGCGCCCGGGGGCAAAGCCCUGAUCGCUCUGCAGACUCUCUUGCCAGAUAUCGUCAUCUGCAACGACCCUUCUAUAUCACGCUCAAACAGGACAAUGAGGACUUUCAAUGAUUACCUAACAGACUUUAAAACAAGUAACAAGUGGCAAGAGCGAGUGCUAUUCACGAGGAGAGAUGGAAGAGAGUUCACAGAUGACCAUGGAUUUGACAAGGUUUUAGUGGACGUUCCUUGUACUACAGAUCGUAUCUCCAUGAACGAAAACGAGAAUAACAUUUUCAGGCCGGAUCGUAUCAAAGAAAGGCUGCGACUGCCCGAGCUUCAAUCACAGUUAUUGGUGAACGCGUUACGUUUAGUGCGUGUGGGUGGGGCGGUGGUGUACUCUACUUGUUCCCUGAGCCCCAUACAGAAUGACGGCGUGGUGCACGUCGCACUCAAACGCGCCUUCGAAGACCACGGGGUGUUGGCCAGCGUUAGGGAUUUAUCGGCGUGUAUGGCAAGUUUGAGCAGUACAGUAGAGCUAGCGAGAGGUAAUACGGCGCCGCAGUAUGGACAGCUGGUGACGCCCUCUAUAGCGGCUAACUUCGGACCAUCGUACGUAUCGCGAUUAGUCAGACUCAAGUAGAUACUUUAAUAUAAAGUAGAUUAUUAUUUAGAAUAUACUAUCUACCUUGCAUUACGUGCAGAAUGUUGGUAUUCUUUUCACAUGUUAUCUCAUAAUCUUUGAAAUUUAUUGUUAAACCAAUUGUUAAUGAAAAUUAUUACAUAUUGUUUAUGCCACAUCAGUACAUAUGCAAAUACUAAGUUUACUUAAAUAUAAAAUAAUAUUAAGUAUUGAUUAGUCAAAAAUAUGAGUUAAACAUAUAUGUAUAGAUAAAAAUUGUAACUAUUUGUGAUAAUAUUACUAAGUAACAACAAUAGCUAAUUUAAAUAUGUAAUAAAUUUUAUAAUA
Messenger RNA from Diatraea saccharalis (sugarcane borer), 1981 nucleotides. The record is from the annotation of a GenBank genome assembly. Lineage: Eukaryota; Metazoa; Arthropoda; Insecta; Lepidoptera; Crambidae.